Clarias gariepinus (North African catfish) is the source of this 1547-nucleotide messenger RNA. It is a transcript of the gene mcl1b, whose product is annotated as MCL1 apoptosis regulator, BCL2 family member b. NCBI's taxonomy places the organism in Eukaryota, Metazoa, Chordata, Actinopteri, Siluriformes, Clariidae. The record is from RefSeq and is a predicted model, not a curated record. The transcript has 4 exons. Bases 1 to 963 code for a protein of 320 amino acids. Gene Ontology annotation, cellular component: mitochondrial outer membrane. Gene Ontology annotation, biological process: mitochondrial fusion; positive regulation of apoptotic process; release of cytochrome c from mitochondria. Gene Ontology annotation, molecular function: protein homodimerization activity; protein heterodimerization activity; channel activity.
AUGCGUAUUCUCAAUGGCAUUUGUGUGUUUUACGUGUCUAGGCAGUCUGAUGUUCGCCCCGCCCACAGGCACCUCAUAAAGAUACUGCAACACUUCCGCCUUCGCGUUUGGAAAGCCCGUGAUAUACACCAUAGCCUGAAAAGUAGGAGAAAAUGUAACGAUCAUCGGUUUCUCAAAUUUCGUCGCAAAAUUCGUAAUUCACGCGUAGUCGUUUUAAAUGCGGAAACCUGGAACCUCGUUAUGAUGUUUAACUCAAAGGAUUGUUCUCUCCCCGUCGCCAACGUUUCAUCUGGAUACAAAGAAAAACCUUUCGCUAUUGUCGCUCCGAUUCAGAGAACAGCACCAUUAAAUCUAGGAGUUUCCCCUUCGAACCAGCGCGGCUUGCCCGAUGACUCUUUACCAAAUUCCCCCGAGUCUGACUGCGACGAAGUGCCAGGACUCGGCUUCCUGGAUCACAACACGCAGGAGAUUAUAGCCGAUUUUUUUCAGCUCAUCACGUCGCCUUCUCACUCUUGUGCACGGCAUCAUAAGGUUUUACAAACGAUGAAGCGCGUUGUAGACGGCCUGCUGGUUAAACAUGAGCUUGUUUAUAAAGGUAUGUUUAAUAAACUGAGUUUGGACGAGAAAGGAGACGACAUGAGAGUGGUGGGGUCCGUGGCUAAGGAGCUCUUCAGCGACGGCAUCACGAACUGGGGGCGGAUUGCCAGCCUGCUUGCCUUUGGGGUAGCUGUUGCUCGUUAUGAAAAGGAGUCUGGACGAGGGCACUGUGUAAGCCUUGUGGCACACGAGAUUUCAACCUAUCUCAUGGACAAUCAGAAGGAAUGGUUUCUGAAAAACAACUCGUGGGAUGGCUUUGUGGAGUUUUUUCACGUUCCUGAUCCAGAAUCUUCAACAAGGACUGCAUUACUGGCCUUUGCCACUGUGGCAGGUAUUGGGAGUGUUCUUGCCUAUUUGACAAGAUAGGAUCCACUCAACCUUUUGACUGACUUUGGAACUUCAUGUAAAAGAAAAUUAGCAUCCACGAAGACAGUUCUACCAUCAGUCUAGACUUUUGUAAAUUGUUUAAAUUGCUUUAUAUAUGGUGCGCUUUUUAUUCAUGAAGAGUUUAUUUUUUUUAUUAAAAUGUUAAUUAAAACACUAUGUGAUCUCACAAAAUAAGAAAGCAAGAGUGUUUGAGUUGAUGUAUUUAUUAAAAAAGAAUCAAUCAACAAGGAUUACUUAGUUAUAUAUAAGAGAACAACAAUGUGGUACUGUGAAUAUAUAGAGCAGUUUUCCCAGAAUACUGUUUAUUCUAAAGAUUGAAUAAGCUGAAGGCGCUUACUACAUUUUAAAGUGUAAAAAUUAUUCUCAUAUGUAGAAAAUGUAACUGUAAAAAAACAAAAAAAAACACUUUGGUGCCACCUCUGUGUUGAGUUUGGUUACUGUGUAGGCCUGCUGUUCAGAAAAUCUUUUCAACACAUUCAUCCACUCCUUUUCUGUAUCUUCUCUUCACGUUCAAAUGCCUUUGUAGAGAGGAGAGAUCAUACAAUAAACCUGAUUGCAUCAUA